GCGCCAGGACGUGCGCGGACGCGGGCGAGGCAGCACAAGGUGGUUUUCGUCCGUGUGAGUGUGUCCGUGGGCGUCUUUGUGUGUCUGCGUUUCUGGACAUGUGUGCACGAAUCAGGGGGUGUCUGGGUGGGAUGGAUUCGAGACAACGUGCCUGGUGUACCUCAGAAUCAGGUACCUCAAGUGGCUUUUUUUGUUGUUUUCUUUUUUGAUGAGGACGAUGCUUGAUAUGUUACUAUGUACGUGUGGACUCGGAAGCAGGCGACUUGCGUGUAUUGUCGAGUGUGCACAGCGCAGCCUGUGAGUCCCUGCAACCGCGUCUUGGAUUUCUGAAGUCGCAUUCCUUGAGGGUUUUGGCACCCUUCCCUCCACCUGGUAAAAGGAAUGAAUGAGAACACUUAGUGAACAUCUCCAUCGCCCCGGACACAUCUCCAGCCUCGGUCUGGGUGACUGCUAGGCGAGACCUUCUCAGGGAAAAGACCCAGUUCUCUUCCCCGAUCCCCUGGUUUUCCAAAUCUUGAGUUUAGAUUCCUACGAUGCUGGACCCUAUCUUCUCCAGCUACCCUCUUGGAGGGAGAUUCAGGAACAAACACAAAGAGAGAUGAUGGAUUCACACAAACAAGAACCUGUGCACAGUCCAGAAGCCCCUAAAGGCAGCAGGGUAUGAAGGGCACAGCUCACCCCCAGUAGAGGGGGGAGUGUGUGAUCGAGCUGACCCAGAGCUGAUGGGCUUUCUUCUGGGAAAGUCGAGCCACUGAUGGAAGCGAGAAGCCACUGCUGGUUAUAGAGAGAAAGCACUCUCUGGCAGCCUCUUGGUCAUGAAAGCCCUCAGAUGGCCGGCUUCCGCCCUCUUCUGCCUUCUGCUAAUCAAGGCGUUAGGGGCAGCACCCUCUGGUCGCCCUGAGGCGCAGCCUCCUCCCCUCAGCUCUGAGCAUAAAGAGCCGGUGGCGGGGGACGCAGUGCCCGGGCCAAAGGAUGGCAGCGCCCCAGAGGUCCGAGCCGCUCGGAAUUCCGAGCCGCAGGACGAGGGAGAGCUUUUCCAGGGCGUGGAUCCCCGGGCGCUGGCCGCGGUGCUGCUGCAGGCACUCGACCGCCCCGCCUCGCCCCCAGCACCUAGCGGCUCCCAGCAGGAGCCGGCGGAAGAAGCAGCUGAAGCUCUGCUGACCGAGACCGUGCGCAGCCAGACCCACAGCCUCCCGGCGCCGGAGAGCCCGGCGCCCGCUGCUCCGCCUCGCCCUCAGACUCCGGAGAAUGGUCCCGAAGCGAGCGAUCCCUCCCAGGAGCUCGAGGCGCUUGCGUCCCUGCUCCAGGAACUGCGAGAUUUUAGUCCAAGUAGCGCCAAGCGCCAGCAGGAGACGGCAGCAGCAGAGACUGAAACCCGCACGCACACGCUGACCCGAGUGAAUCUGGAGAGCCCGGGGCCAGAACGCGUGUGGCGCGCUUCCUGGGGAGAGUUCCAGGCGCGCGUCCCGGAGCGCGCGCCCCUGCCACCCCCGGUCCCCUCGCAAUUCCAGGCGCGUAUGCCCGAGAGCGGGCCCCUUCCCGAAACCCACAAGUUCGGGGAAGGAGUGUCCUCCCCCAAAACACACCUAGGCGAGGCAUUGGCACCCCUGUCCAAGGCGUACCAAGGCCUGGCCGCCCCGUUCCCCAAGGCGCGCCGGCCGGAGAGCGCACUCCUGGGUGGCUCCGAGGCUGGCGAGCGCCUUCUCCAGCAAGGGCUGGCGCAGGUGGAGGCCGGGCGGCGGCAGGCGGAGGCCACGCGGCAGGCCGCGGCGCAGGAAGAGCGGCUGGCCGACCUCGCCUCGGACCUGCUGCUCCAGUAUUUGCUGCAGGGCGGGGCCCGGCAGCGCGGCCUGGGGGGUCGGGGGCUGCAGGAGGCGGCGGAGGAGCGAGAGAGUGCACGGGAGGAGGAGGAGGCGGAGCAGGAGAGACGCGGCGGGGAGGAGAGGGUGGGGGAAGAGGAUGAGGAGGCGGCGGAGGCGGAGGCAGAGGCGGAGGAGGCGGAGAGGGCGCGGCAGAACGCGCUCCUGUUCGCGGAGGAGGAGGACGGGGAAGCCGGAGCGGAGGACAAGCGCUCACAGGAAGAGACGCCGGGCCACCGGCAGAAGGAGGCCAAGGGGGCAGAGGAGGGCGGGGAGGAGGAGGACGACGACGAGGAGAUGGACCCGCAGACGAUCGACAGCCUUAUUGAGCUGUCCACCAAACUCCACCUGCCAGCGGACGACGUGGUCAGCAUCAUCGAGGAGGUGGAGGAGAAACGGAAGCGGAAGAAGAACGCCCCUCCCGAGCCCGUGCCGCCCCCCCGGGUCGCCCCCGCUCCCACCCACGUCCGCUCCCCGCAGCCCCCGCCCCCCGCCCCCGCCCCCGCUCGGGAAGAACUGCCGGACUGGAACGAGGUGCUCCCGCCCUGGGAUCGGGAGGAGGACGAGGUGUACCCGCCAGGGCCGUACCACCCCUUCCCCAACUACAUCCGGCCGCGGACACUGCAGCCGCCCUCGGCCUCGCGCCGCCGCCACUACCACCACGCCUUGCCGCCUUCGCGCCACUAUCCCGGCCGGGAGGCCCAGGCUCGGCGCGCUCAGGAGGAGGCGGAGGCGGAGGAGCGCCGGCUGCAGGAGCAGGAGGAGCUGGAGAAUUACAUCGAGCACGUGCUGCUCCGGCGCCCGUGACCCGCCCCGGUCCCGCCCCCGCGCGCCCCCGCCGCGCGCGCCGCCGCCCCCCUCCGUGUCGCCAGCUCCCCCUCGGUGUUUGCAUGCGCCCCGCCCCCGCCCCUCGGCCCCGCCCCCGUUCCCAGGCUGCGCCGGGACCGGCCAGACCCCCUUCCCGGGUCCAGAGCCCGAACUCCCAGAGCUCACCCACGGGUGACCCGGGACCAGCCCAGGAGGACCGCUGGUUUGUGCCAGUUCCCUCCCUGCGGGGGACUCCGGCCCCAUCAACUCCCUCUGGGGACGUCCCCAUCUGAAACCGGAAAAAGCAGUUCCAAUUAAUUGUGUGAAGUGUGUCUGUCUCCAGCCCUUUCCACGAGCUCCUCCAACCUCUCCAAGUCGCUGUGAAUUGACCCCUUCUUUCCUUUCUCUGUUGUAAAUAUCCCUCACGGAGGAAAUAGUUUUGCUAAGAAAUAAAAGUGACUAUUUUAUUAGGA
This is a messenger RNA of Cebus imitator (Panamanian white-faced capuchin), 3139 nucleotides long. It is a transcript of the gene VGF, whose product is annotated as VGF nerve growth factor inducible. The record is from RefSeq and is a predicted model, not a curated record. NCBI's taxonomy places the organism in Eukaryota, Metazoa, Chordata, Mammalia, Primates, Cebidae. The transcript has 5 exons. Gene Ontology annotation, molecular function: neuropeptide hormone activity. Bases 816 to 2666 code for a protein of 616 amino acids. Gene Ontology annotation, biological process: regulation of synaptic plasticity; carbohydrate homeostasis.